UUCACACUUUGAUGAUCUGUCUUAUUACAGAUGUGAAAUUCGUGAAGAUGCGAAUUGAGAUUGAAAGUUAAAUUUAUUUAUCUUGUUUCUUAUAAUGGAAUCACCAGAUGCUCUUUUAUACCAAAAAACUGAUGACAGUGCUAUAGAUGGUUUAGAAGGUGAAAUUGCUGGAAGCCCCAUUCGGAAAGAUAAUGCCGAGUAUCAUACUUUGGACGAACCUGUUAAAGACACAAUAUUACGUGAUUUAAAAGCUGUGGGAACGAAGUUCUUUCACGUUUUAUAUCCAAAAGAAAAGAAAGCUUUGUUAAAAGACUGGGACUUGUGGGGGCCUCUUAUUCUGUGUGUGUUUCUAGCUGCAACCUUACAAAAUGAAGGAACGGAUAAUAUCAACGAUAAUGGACUACAGUUUGCUGAAAUCUUUUUCAUCGUGUGGGUCGGUGCCAUAGUCGUAACAAUAAAUUCAAAGUUAUUGGGAGGAAAUAUAUCGUUUUUCCAAAGUGUUUGUGUACUUGGUUACUGCUUGUUAGCACCAAGUAUCGCCUUACUGAUUUGCUUGUUUUUGGAUGCUAUUUUUAACAACACAUUGGCGUUAUUUAUCUUGCGGUUUUUGCUAGUUUCGGCUGGUUUUGUUUGGGCGAUAAUAGGAGCAACAGUUUUCCUUGGAGAAAGUCAACCACCUAAGCGGAAGGCCUUAGCAGUAUAUCCUAUAUUUCUAUUUUAUUUUGUUGUUUGUUGGAUGAUUAUUUCACAUGCAUGAAAAAAUCUGACUUUCAAUAAACUAACAUUAUCAUUCCUUGAAGGAUACAAGACAAGUUUAUAACCAUGUUUUAAAAUUUUUCCCACUGUAAAUGAUAUGUUUCUUCACAUUUUGAAAGUGUUCAUAUGAACAUUAAAAAUUCAGUUAGUCUAUAUUCAUAAGCAUUCUUGAUGAUAUCUGGAUGUUUUGUGCAAUUCUAUCAGACUUGUGUUAAUUUUAGAAAAAAUAACAAAUGGUUAUGGAAUUAGGAUGUCCAUUUACAGUUAAAGCUUUAAGGAUUACUAGGAUGCUGUUUUCUUUUAUUUCACUAGACCGAAUGUAAUAACUUUUUAUGUGCAUUUGAUGUAUUUUUAAUGCAGAGGCAAUGAAUGAAUAAUUUAUAAGUGUUACUCUUUUAGAUAGAUUGUAAAAAAUUUAGCAACUUUUAUAUUCAACUUGGACUUUAUGGUCUUGUUUCACAUUUUGUCAGAACAAUUUUUAAAUUUUUAAAUUCAACUGCAAUUUAAAAAGUAAAUAUUAUGGUACAUUUGGUGAUUCUUGAUUUUUUUUUUUUUUUUUUUUUUAUUUCAUCUUUAAAUUUUGUGUCUUGAACCACACUGUUAAUUUUAAAAUUUGAUUGCCUUGUAAGAA
Molecule: messenger RNA, 1387 nt
Organism: Uloborus diversus
Lineage: Eukaryota; Metazoa; Arthropoda; Arachnida; Araneae; Uloboridae
Product: protein YIPF6-like
Exons: 1
Coding region: 95-757 (220 amino acids)
Biological process (GO): endoplasmic reticulum to Golgi vesicle-mediated transport
Cellular component (GO): membrane; trans-Golgi network
Source: RefSeq, a predicted model, not a curated record